Molecule: messenger RNA, 3545 nt
Organism: Brassica napus (rape)
Lineage: Eukaryota; Viridiplantae; Streptophyta; Magnoliopsida; Brassicales; Brassicaceae
Product: probable serine/threonine-protein kinase At1g09600
Exons: 6
Coding region: 1839-3479 (546 amino acids)
Biological process (GO): positive regulation of transcription elongation by RNA polymerase II; protein phosphorylation
Cellular component (GO): cyclin-dependent protein kinase holoenzyme complex; nucleus
Molecular function (GO): ATP binding; cyclin-dependent protein serine/threonine kinase activity; RNA polymerase II CTD heptapeptide repeat kinase activity
Source: RefSeq, a predicted model, not a curated record
CCACGUCAAUAUGUGUGUUUUUCCAUAAAAGAAAAAGUGAAGACAUUCAAGUGCUGUCACUUUCCGGCGAAUUUGGUUCUGUACAACAGACUUUAGACAUCUCCCUCUCUUUACCUGCUUUUUUUUUUUUUGCUUUCCUUUAACUGCAAUUUCUAUAUUCUCUCAUAUUACAAUGUAUAUCCACUGUCGUGGGUUUCAAGCUUUUGUCAACAUAUGGGUUGCAUCAUCUCUUCUCGAAGUAAGAACCGGUGUCGCCGGAACACCGUCCUCGCUUCCAAGUUCCUCCACCAGCAACAAUAAUAGCUAAUGAUGAUGAUGAUCAUCAAGCACAGAACAAGUCUCUCCCUCUCCCUCUCCCUCUCUCUCUCUUCUCUUUUUAAGACUCUCCUUCUCCUUAUUGAUUCUCAUUUGAUAAACAGAUUGGGAGAGGAACAUUCAGCAAGGUGUUCAAAGCUAAAGAUCUUCACCGGAACAAGAUCGUAGCUCUGAAAAGAAUCCGUUUCGAUCUAAACGACUCAGAAAGCAUCAAGUGUAUAGCCAGAGAGAUCACAAUCCUCCGCAAGCUAGACCAUCCAAAUGUCAUUAAACUAGAAGGGCUAAUGCUUGUAGAACACGACUCCUCUAUCCUCUACAUGAUCUUUGAGUACAUGGAACAUGACCUCUUAGGACUCUCUUCACUACUCGGUGUCGAAUUCUCAUAACCUAAGAGGAGGAUGUAUCUCUAUGGUUGAAUGGGAAGGGUCAAUAUAAAAGGUCUUUCUCAUCAAGAGAAACAUGGCAGUUCACUAGAGAAAGACAUCAACUCUGCCACUGGUACAAUGAAGUGUGGUUCAAAUAUGCAACACCUAAAUAUUCAUUCAUAUUAUGGACGGCAAUGAAAGGAAGACUUGCUACUGGAGAUAUGAUGAGAUAUUGGUAUGGGAAUGUCAAUGUAUCUUGUGUCUUAUGCAAUGAGCCAUUGGAAACUCUUGAGCAUUUAUUCUUUGAAUGUGCUUAUUCUGCUCAGAUUUGGGAGGCUUUGAUGAAGGGGGUUUUGAGAGAUAAGUACACAGUGAGAUGGGAAGAGUUACUGAGAAUUAUGAGGGACUCGACGAGGAGGAAGAUGCAUUUGUUUCUCAUUAAGUAUAUGUUUCAAGCGACGGUGAAUAUGGUUUGGAGAGAGCAGAAUAGAAGAAGGCAUGGGGAAGUUGAAGCUCCAGCAAUCCUAUUGAUAAAGCUUCUUGAUAAAAAUAUGAGAAACAGCUCACAUUUAGUGCAGAGAAAUGGAGAUAGAGAGAUUGGAGAAGGGAUGCAACAUUAGUUUGAUACAAGAUAGAAGUUUCAUUUUAAAGUUUAUUUGAGAAGUUAAUACAGGAGGAGAAAGUUAGUUAGAGUUUUUAUUUUGAUUCAAGAUUAAAAAAGGACAUACAUGAUGUAAAAAAGUCUUUUCUUUUGAAUUAAAUUUAACAUUCAAUUCAAAAAAAAAUACAAAGUAACUCCGAAUCUCCGAUUCUCAAAGUACCAGCAAACAUCAAACAAACCGAACUAAACCGAAUCGGUUAACCAUUAGAUUGUUCUUCAAGUUAACGUAACCUAAAGAGAAUAAAAAUGAUAAGCCACUUAGCCUUCUGGAUUGGGGUCCACGUCAAUAUGUUUGUUUUCCUUUAAAAGAAAAAAGUUAAGGUUGAGAGUGCUGUCACUUUCCGGCGAAUUUGGUUCUGAACAGCCUUCAGACAUUUCCUCCUUUCCGCUUUUUUAUUUGUUACUUUAUUUGCAAUUUCUAUAUUCUGUCUCUUCUCCAUCAUAUUCACAAUGUUAACACAUUCAUUCAGUGCCGUGUGUUUCAAGCUUUUAUCAUCAUGGGUUGCAUCAUUUCUUCUCGGAGAAAGAAACCGGCAACACAAGAGUCGCCGGAACACCGUCCUCGCUUCCACAUGCCUCCAUCAAGAACGGUGAUAGCUGAGGGUGAUGGUGAUGGUCAAGCUCAAAAGGUUUCAGAGUUGUUGAAGGCAAGUGAUAAUAAGUUAGGUCUUAAGGAGCUGAAGAGAGAAGAGAGCGUUCUUGUUGUUAAUCCUCCUCCUCGCUCAUCAGAACUAGCUGACUCCGGUUGGCCGCCGUGGCUUAUCUCCGUCGCUGGUGAAUCUCUUGCUGGUUGGAUUCCUCUCCGUGAAUCUCACUUCGAGAAGCAAGAACAAAUUGGGAGAGGAACAUUCAGCAAGGUGUUCAAAGCUAGAGACCUUCUCCGCAACAAGACCGUAGCUCUCAAGAGAAUCCGUUUCGAUGUCACCGACUCAGAAAGCAUCAAGUGUAUAGCCAGAGAGAUCACAAUCCUCCGCAAGCUAGACCAUCCAAACAUCAUCAAACUAGAAGGGCUAAUGCUUGUAGAACACGACUCCUCUAUCCUCUACAUGAUCUUCGAAUACAUGGAGCAUGACCUCUUAGGACUCUCUUCACUACUCGGUGUCGAAUUCUCAGAACCUCAGGUUAAAUGCUACAUGACGCAGCUCUUAAGAGGGCUUGAUCAUUGUCACACCAACCAUGUGCUUCACAGAGAUAUAAAAAGCUCUAAUCUUCUCAUAAACCAACAUGGAGUCCUCAAGAUUGCCGAUUUUGGGUUGUCAACGUUCUUUGAUCCUCACAACAGUGUUCCUUUGACUACCAACGUUGUAACUCUAUGGUACCGACCUCCUGAGCUUUUGCUUGGAGCUUCUCGUUACAGUGUUGGCAUCGACAUGUGGAGCACAGGCUGUGUAAUAGGUGAGAUAUACGCUGGAAAGCCUAUCCUUCCUGGUAAAAACGAGACAGAACAACUGCAAAAGAUAUUCGAGUUGUGUGGAUCACCUUCAGAGGAUUAUUGGACUAAGCUAAAGCUCUCGGCUCCGUUAAGACCAAUGUUUCCAUAUGGAUCAAAUAUAGAAGAGACAUUCAAAGAGUUUCCGGUUCCUGUUAUUUCUCUUCUAGAGACUUUGCUCUCUAUAGAUCCGGGUCUUCGAGGCACUGCAGCUACUGCUCUCAACAGCGAGUACUUUAACACUGAGCCAUUGGCUUGUGAUCACUCUUCUCUACCAAAGUACAUUCCCAGUAAAGAAAUGGACAUCAAGAAGCGCGGUGAAACUAGAAAGCAAGCUUCACAAAUUAGAACAACAAACGAAUCUCAAGCUGUAGAGCCAAUUCAAGAAGAUUCUUCUCUCACACAGCAGCUUCAGAGAACGUGUUCAGAAUCCACAAGCAGAGAAACUUCAUAUACAAAGUCUUACGAGGAAGACGAGACUCCUAGACAAAUGCAAACAGCUACGGACAUGACAACCGAUGAUGAAACUGGAGCAGAAGACUCUUACACGUCUCCAUAUGGGCACAACCAGAAUCUAGCUGGAUCGGUGAAUAUGGAGGAAGACAUACCUUGGCCAAUGAGUCCAUCUAGAGUUUAUGAGAAUGGGACAUCUUCUUCGGAGAGAGUAGGCAUCAUGCACACUCUGAUUGAGAAUUGUACUGUCAAUUAGAUUCAAUGGAGGAUAAAAAAAACACAUUCAAACACACAUAAUAAACAACAUUCUUGCUUUUUAUUC